AUGUCACCUAAAGAUUUGGUUAGAGCCAUAGUUUCUGCUCCUAAGCAAUUACACAAUGAUGAAGAUUCAUGCUUAGAUCUAUCGUACAUUACUCCUAGAAUUAUUGUUGCUGCUGGCCCUUCUGACGAUGUUAUAACUAAUCUCUUUCGAUCACCAGUAGACAAGGUUAUUAAUCAUUUGAACCAGCAUUUCACACUUAGUGAUAAACGUCAUUGGCAUAUUUGGAACCUUCGUGGCGAAGGGCCGGGUUAUAAUAUCGAUAAGUUGAAAGGUUGCUGGACAUACCAUCCUUUCCCGGAUCAUCUGCCGCCUUCAAUUGCAUUACUUCUUAUGAUCGUGGAGGAGAUUGACAAAUUUAUGUCCAAAUCUCCCAUGAAUGUGGCUCUCAUACAUUGCAAAGAAGGGAAAGGAAGAUCUGGCACCAUAUGCUGUGCAUAUCUAAUGUAUGAGGCUAAAAAGAAAGGUAUCUAUAUGUCUGUGGAAGAAGCAAUUGCAAUUUUUACUAGGAAGCGUAUGCGAAAGAUAUUCGGACCUGGCGUUUCUAUAAAGAGCCAAAUUAGGUACUUAGAAUACUGGAAAAGAUUCCUUCAGAGUUCCCAUAAGUUGCAACAAAACUUUGCACUCUAUAAUCUGGCAGACAAUGUUCCCUUUAACACGUCUCUCUCGAUGUUAACAAAAGUAACUAUUUUCAAGCCCACACUGUUCCUACUUUUCAGCAGAAUGAAGUUAUCAACUUAUACGUCCAAAAAUGAUGGCUUGAUUAAAAGAGAACUUGACGGCACGACUUUAAAAUUACCAAGUUAUGCGGGGACGUCAGCAUACUAUGAAAUAGCACUCAAUAAAACAAUUGAUUGCACCGUCAAAGACAUCUGCAUAUCAUUUGAAAGGCAAAUUUGCGUGGCCUAUGCUUGGUUCAAUCUCUUUUACGAAACUGUUGGUCCAAUCAAUAGAACGCUUCCUUACGAGUCGGGUGAAAGAACAAUGUUUGGCAGGAAAGUGAUAAAAUGGGAAGAAUUUGAUGGAUUUCGUGGUUCACAAAACAAAAGCACAGCGAAACUAUUUGACCGUCUAGAUGUUCAAUGGAAGUUUCAGUACUGA
Molecule: messenger RNA, 1098 nt
Organism: Clavispora lusitaniae ATCC 42720
Lineage: Eukaryota; Fungi; Ascomycota; Pichiomycetes; Serinales; Metschnikowiaceae
Gene: TEP1
Product: putative phosphatidylinositol-3,4,5-trisphosphate 3-phosphatase
Biological process (GO): protein dephosphorylation; phosphatidylinositol dephosphorylation; negative regulation of cell population proliferation
Cellular component (GO): cell projection; nucleus; cytosol
Molecular function (GO): protein tyrosine phosphatase activity; phosphatidylinositol-3,4,5-trisphosphate 3-phosphatase activity; protein tyrosine/serine/threonine phosphatase activity
Source: RefSeq, a predicted model, not a curated record